AUGCGCGCCGUUAUCUCGCCAAAAGCUUUCUCCUGGCCGCCGCCGCCGCGUCGCGCGUUUGAUAAUACGCGGGUAUUGUAUACACAGGCAAAAACAACAAAACAAAGGAACGAAGCGAAAUCCGCCACUGGCCGCUCACCGAAUGCGGAACGGAGUCGUAAUAUUAUAAACAUAAUAUAAUAUUAUAUAGGUAGGUGUAUACACGCACAGUUGCGAUAGUGAUAAUAUUACAGUAAAAAAUAUCGUCAAUCAAUUGCGCCGCGACCUCAUUUAAUAAUUAUUAUUAUAUAAUAAUAUCGCUCAAAAGUCGGCCGUCCCGCGUCCGUCUCGGCGUGAACUUUUUGGUACACCGUCUAAUAUACUGCAGAUCGUAAAUCGUCGUCGUCGUCGUCGAUCGUUGCAAAUAUGGAUGCUGGUCCGCAAGCCUACGGUGCCGGCAAAGUCGGCGGCGAGUUCAACAUCCAAAACUUUGUCCGCAAGCCGCACGUGUUCGUCAGGCUGUUGUCGUUGUUGUUUGGUUUGAUCGUCUAUUUUUGUGCAUCAUCUGGCUCGUGGACUACAGACGUAAAAACCAACGAAGAAGUAUGCAUGUUCAAGCUUAAGAGUUUUGGAUGUCACAUUGGUGGCGUGGUGGGCUUCACGUCAGUGAUUGGAGCAGCUGUAUUCGUCGGCGGCGAGUAUUAUUUCGAAAACGUGCCGUCGGUAAAAAGCCGUAAACAUUACGUGCUCAUCGACCUUGGAUUCUCGUGUCUAUGGUCGUUUUGGAAUUUUUUACUUUUCAUUUAUCUAGCUGACGCAUGGGGUAACACACCCGAUUUCCCUGAUUCAAUCAGCACUGCCAAUCCAACCACUGCCAUUUAUUUUGCAUUAUUUGCUACUUUUUCUUGGGGGACUUCUGCAUACUUCUCAUACCAAAGAUAUAAUAUGGGUGUUGAUCCAGCAUUUAUAUCAUCUUUUGAAGCCGAUCAGUUUGGAGCGUACGACGAAACGCAAAAUAACAGUAACAAUGAAUGUCCGUUUAAUAAUCAGAUGUCGGGUGAAUAUCAAACUCAAGCUUACUAAGUACACAAUCAGUUUUUAAACGAUGAUACUGAACAUGCCAGCAGAUUGUGUUUUUACCACACAUACCAAAUUAAUUAUCGCCGAUGGUAUUACUGGUUUUAUUACUUCACAAUAACUAAACAACGUAUUUUAUUGAAUAGUUAGUUGCGAGUAGUAUCAAUUUUUGAAAUCUGUAACAAAAUGAUUAGUAAUUAUGAUUAUAUAUGUAAUUACUAAUUUGAUUUUAUAUUUUUUUGAUAUACUUAUUAUAUCAUUACAUUUUUCAACUAAUAUUCUAUACAUUAUUGUUGUUGUCCAUUUAAACAAACAUAAGUAAAUCUUAGUGAAAAAAAAAUGUGAAAUAACUAUUAUUGAUAUUGUUAAUAGUUUUUCUUUAAAUAAAAUUAUUAUAAUAUGCGUCGAUGAAAGUUAAAAACGAAGUAUAAUGCAUCAUGGCGCUAAGUUUAACGAUCAAAUUCUUAGGGUUUACAUACUCCAUAUAAUAUACAUAGAUAAUAUGUUUAUGUAUAUUAUACUGUUAUAAGUAACGUACAAAAAAAAAAAAAAAACAAACAUAA
Metopolophium dirhodum (rose-grain aphid) is the source of this 1619-nucleotide messenger RNA. RefSeq names its product synaptogyrin (gene Syngr). Gene Ontology annotation, cellular component: synaptic vesicle membrane; neuromuscular junction. Bases 406 to 1062 code for a protein of 218 amino acids. The transcript is spliced from 5 exons. The record is from RefSeq and is a predicted model, not a curated record. Lineage: Eukaryota; Metazoa; Arthropoda; Insecta; Hemiptera; Aphididae.